This is a messenger RNA of Sitodiplosis mosellana (orange wheat blossom midge), 5570 nucleotides long. RefSeq lists its product as uncharacterized. Lineage: Eukaryota; Metazoa; Arthropoda; Insecta; Diptera; Cecidomyiidae. The record is from RefSeq and is a predicted model, not a curated record. The transcript has 13 exons. The coding region runs from base 2188 to 3150 and encodes 320 amino acids.
AGCGUUUGACAAAGCCAAGCGCAGCCGUUGCCUUCGAAGUGACAUGAUUCCGACUGUUCAGAAUGUUAAUGACCCAAAAUGAUUAUUUGUCAAUUGUGGCACCCAUGCGAAACGAAAGCGUGACAAGACAAUGAAUGGUCACAAUACACGCAGACGCAUGCUGUUUAGCAGCGAAUGUUGUAAACAGCUGCGGGAGAGUGUGUGUAAGUGUGGUACAUUAGUAAUGUAAUACAUAACACAUGGCUGUAAUUAGUUAUGAACUAGUUGAUGCUGGUUACUGCGGUCCGUUUGCAUCUAUGUUUACACUAAGGCGACAUUAUCACUUUAUUAAUUCCACGUCGAUCCUUGAGUUCAUCAUUUAAUUUAGACGUUGGAAUUUCAAGUAUUCUUUCGUUGAUUUAGUCACUUGUUCAAUGGAAUUUCAAUCAAUCAAGCCCGUUUAUUUUGAUUUGAUUAGGUUCAAUUCCGAAGUUUGAUUUUAUUGGAUUCGCACCAAAUCAAUGAAUCAUUUCAAAUGAUUUGAAAAUGUUUUCGUACAAAACAACAACGCCUUCUAAGGUGUAUAGCUAUUUUAGAUUCCAAGGUCAUCUCAUACGUGAAAUUGGGCUAUGAUAAAAAACCACUCAUGUGUCCAAAGAAAAAUCAAUAAGCGAGAAUUGUUCCAGUUUGAAAGCUGUUUUUGGCAAAUGUUUUAAUUUGAAGCAACAUUCAGGCAAUGGAACUGAUUGCGACCUCUAGUUUAGAGCGUUUGAAUUAAUUUGAAAUGGCAAACACAAUAUCAUAUUGUCAAUAUGUGCAAUAAGUUUCUUGAGUUUGAAAAGACAACGGUAGAAUAUGCGUCAAGAGAUUCUUUCAAAGACUUUCGAACGGUCCAUUUUCACCGUUGUAGGUUUACUUUUACUAAAUUUUCACAUGGGCUACGGUUCAAAGAGUCUGUGAUUCAGAUUCUGAAUUUCCGAAUCAUAGACUAAGUCUUAGUUACUAAGAAAAUCAAUGAUUCAUUGAACUAAUAGUCUCCAAUUGGAUACCAUUAGUUGGCUCUAUGUGGCGGCGAUGAACUUCACCAACAAAUCGACUGUGGAACCAGUGUCAAUAUAACCAAUAUCAACAAAUUUUGUAAAAUUGCUCUCACCAGAUCAGGCAAGUGAGUUCAAGGGAUUUAUGCUCGUUAUUACGGAGAGGUACUCGUUACACGUUGAAAGUUUUCAACCAUGGCAUUUUUUUCUCAAUUACAUUGGAAUGAAGGUAUUUAUUAAAGUUUUCGUGUGGGUUCUAAAUGGAAAAGUGGAAUUUGACUUUAAAAACAAGUGGGUUGUCAAAGAUGUACAAAUUCCAACGUCGAGUGUAAUAAACGUAAAUUAAAAAUUGUUUAUCUUACGGGAAAAAAACAAUUGAAAUUGUUGUUCUUUUGACUCUUUUCUGUUGAAAUUCGUUAUUCUUUUCUACGCAAACAAAAUCCAUUCACAGAAAAUUUGUUUUCCUUCUUCAAGUGAACGACCUAAUGUUUUUUGGUUGAUUUGAUGCAAAAUUCCCAUGAAAUGUGAUAAGAUAAGAUAAAACGUUCAGUCGAUGCGCGAACACGUCAAAUAAUGAUGACGUUUGCUCUAAAAAUGUGUAAAAAUGCAUAAAUUUGAUUAUAAAUAAUCGGAAGCGCACACAUUAUAAAGCAUAUGAUCGCAACCGGUUUUACAGAUCGUUGCGGAAUUUCCGUCCAUGCGGACAGUGCCGUUAAAGCGGCGAUCGCCAAAGCAACGUUCACCUUGUUCAGUCGCAAUUCGGCAUUGAACCAAGUGUCAAGUGCAUGUGCAUUUAGUGUUUUUUAUUAUAUUUCUCGCUUUAUGGGCAUAACACCUUCAGUUUUUUUCUCUCGCAAACACCAAAAAACUUGAAAAAAAACAUAACUUUUUAAGUGUUUGAAAUUGAGUUUCAAAUUCUGAAUGAAAAGUAACAAAAAAUAUGAAACAAAACACCGGUUUGAAUUUGAAAUAAGAAUUUUCGAGCUUAAAUUCCCGCAAUUUGAAGUGCAAAUGAAUUGAAAGUGAAGUGCACUACUUUUUCGGCCCAAGUUCAAGGUCAUUUCAUCAAAAAUACGUAUUUUUGAAUGUAAAACCAAGAGUUUAUUUUCGAAAUCAUUUCUUUGAGCGGUGACUUCAUUUCAUUGGCGAAAUUUCAUUCAAAAUCGAGAAAAUGGAAGCCGGUCAGCUGAGCAGCUGUUUGAAUUGGAAAUGCACCGGCAAAGAUAUGUGCUGCAUAGCAAUUGCAUUUGGUUUCGGGUUUAUCGCAUUUUUUGCCAUUGUGUCUUUGCAUUUUUUUGUUACGGACACCAAAUUGGAAAUCAAAAUUUUCUUCAUUCUUUUGAUCCACAUAUUUUAUUUAGCGGCUUCAAUUCUGUGGCUUAUUGGAACAAUUAAGAACAAAACUUAUUAUUUGCUAGCGGCACUCGUUUGGUUUGGUAUUUCAUUGAACUUAACAAUCGGUCUCGUGUUUUACGGUAUAUUUCUGAAGACAUCGCCCGAUUCCAUUUGCUAUCCGUAUUAUUUGCGUGAUCUACAAAUUUUCGCCGCAACAGCGUUCUUCGUGGCUUUUUACUUUGUUAUUAUUAUGAUAUACAUAUCAAUGAGUAGAGUUAAUCAAACAUCGGCACCAAAGAGUUUUGCGUAUGUUACUGCCUGGAAUUUUGAUUGGGAAGUUGCCGGAACAGCCGUUGGAUAUAUGAUUAUAGUGCUCAGCAUUGGACAACCGUCAUUUUUUGUCUUCUUUAAUUUAUUCUCGGAAACGAGAACUUGCGUUGUUGUUACUGUGAUUUUUGUUUUCAAUCUCUUGAUGACCAUCCACUGGCUCUAUGGCAUUGCUCUAAGACACACGGGAUUUAUGUUCACCGCGGUCGUUUGGUAUCUGCUCGUCCUGACUCUCUGGUUAUAUGUCACAAUCUACACCAUAUACGAUCGAAUGUCCAAAGGCAAAGCAUUGUAUCAACCUCGUGAUCAUUCUCUUUAUGCAGUGACAGCCAUUGGCAUUAUUUUAUAUUCCAUCGCUGUGACGAGCUACGAGUCAAUGAAGAGAGAAAAUCGACGAAGAAUACAAGAAAUUCAACGGUUCGAUCAAGUGUUUAUGUUGGCGCCCACUGACCAUAAAGAAUUCGAAGUCUAAAAUUGGUGAUCGUUAGUAGCGGUGCGCUGCCAUAUAUAUGCCAAUGCCGAAUAAAUGAAUAAGCAAUAAUGUCUAAAAUACAAUCGCGAUAACAUCUCCAUCAUUCUCUCAUCAUCAUCAUCAUCGUCUUAAAAUAAGUAUCUGCGUCUGGCGAUAAAUUCCAAAAAUACGCAAAAAUACAGUGUCGGCUAUUUCAUUCCUUUCUCACUUUCGUAUUCGCAUUGGGCUUGUUCUUAGGAGGAAAAGACCAGAAAAACAACAUGUAAGAAUCGCAUUCGCAUAUAACGACGCGCAAAGAGAAGGAAAAAAAGUCAUUUGUUUAUGUGUGCCAUAAAAACACAUGUUUAUAGCCGGAGCUGCGGUCGGUUGUCAUGUAAAUCAACAAUGUAUGCACAGUGUGCUAUAAUCAGUAUCUCAACGGUUGUGGAAGCAGACACAGUGCUUUGUUCAUUUGUCGCGCGUUAAGCGCUGUUUGCCCUUCAAUUAAGUUUUCUUAUCGUGUUUUUUAUUUAUCGUGUGAAGAAGAACAGCAUUUUAUGCAGUUUUGCAAACGAGCAGAAUUCAACGCAUAAACAAUACAACAAAUUAAAAAGAAAAUAAAAAAAACAAACGUUUGACUCAAGUCAUCAAAAUGUGUUAUUGUAUUCAUUUGAAUUGUAUUCAAAAAUGACGUUUUCUUGAAGCUAGAAAGCGAUUCGAAACCACAAAGCAAUUUAGAACGAGAAAGUGAUUCAAAUUUAGAACUACAAAGUGAAUAAAAAGUGCAUUCAAUCAUCAAAAUUUUGCAUUUCAAAGUUGUUGUGAAUAGAAGUCUCCGACGUUUCCAGUUGAAAUUGUGUUCAAAGUGCGAAAUUCUCUUAGUUCACAAUGGAAAAGAACAAAUCAAAACUCUUUGCAAAUUGGAAAAUGACGGAAAAAGUGGCGAUUCUUCUUGGAAUCGUGUUUAGCAUUGGAUUCGUUGCAUUUUUCGCACUGUUAUGCUCAUCAAAUGACAUGAGCUAUGUUCGAAUUGAACAAUUUUACGUACUUACAAUCAGUUAUGCAGUGGCUCUGAGCUUGUGGUCAUACGGAAUAAUAGUCAAAAAUAAAAAAAAAUUCAUUAACCCAGCAAAUGCUGGGUUGGUUCUUUGGGCGGUGCCUUUAAAUCUCUGGACUGGUGCCAUUAUUUUUGAAAUAUUUGAAAAAAUGUUCUACCACAGUAAUCUAUAUGCGUAUCAUAUUCGAGACAUUUCAAUUUUCAUCACAACAGCAAUGUUUGUCAUCUUCUUUUUCAUUAUUUUGCUGAGCUAUAGAGCAAUAAAUAGACAUGAAUUACGGAUGAACGGAUCCAAUGACAUUCGAUUGUAUAUUACAAAUGGUACGUUUGAUUGGAAAGUCACGGCGAUGGCUGCUAAUUGGCUUAUAAUGGCUUUUAGCGUCGGUCAAACCGCAUUUUUUCUCUUCAGAGUGUUUCCAGAAACAACAGAGACUUUUUUGUUUGCAAUUUUCUUGAUAUUUGCCUUCAAUGUAGCCGCUUCUAUAUCAUGGCUCCAUGGCAUUUUUUCCAACAAAGUCGGUCGAAUGCUAGCUUCAUUGUUAUGGUGGCUAAUGCUUCUCUGUCUGUGGAUCAUUUUCGUUUUUUUCAUCAAAGAUGACGGGCGCAUUAUGAACAAUCAACGGCGAAAAAAUAUACUACACGGUUUAACAGCUUUUUGUAUUAUCGUGUAUUUUGUCGCUGUUAUGAGCUAUACAUCGAUUAAACGAUCCAUCCACACGAAAAGACUAGAUGUGGCGUACACAGUGGCAUCGACAGCAAAUCGAGAAUUUUAUAUCUAGUACAGACUUUCCAUUGCAGAAUAUCUGGAAUCAGACUUUGGAUUUUGAUUCACAUUUGGAAAUUAAAUUGAUAAUCUAUCAUAUAGCUAGCUCCUAGGCUACCUCAUCGUUCGAUUUAAAAACAUUCUCAUAUUUUAUGAGCAUAUCGUGCAUUAACAACGAUUAAAAGCAUUCAACGAUCUUUUUUGCACUAUGCAUGUGCAAAUUACACAAAAUGUAUGUGAUAAUAUUCGAAGAUUCACUUCGAAAAUCCACAAAAUUAAGUUACCCAUUCGAAUUGAAUGGAUUUUUUACAUUAUUUAUUCAAUAUUGGCAUAGUAUCUUAAACGAAUUUUAGUGAUUUUUCGUUGGCUAAAUUUAGGUAAAUGUUAUGGAAUUUUUUAGUAAGUUUUUCACGGGACCAGAAUCUCGGUUUAAUUAAGUUGAAAACAAUCAUCGCAAAAUUAUGAAAUGAGAAAAUAAAAAACAAUAGCAAUUUAAAGAAGAAGAAAAAUCCAACCUCUCCUACCAAAUAACGCUUAAUCGUAGAAAUGUUUAAGUUAUAAAUAACUAUUGUUAAAGAAAUCUCUUGAAUAGUGAAUAAAAAUUGAAAAUUCGAAAGUGAA